Molecule: messenger RNA, 1905 nt
Organism: Lasiosphaeria miniovina
Lineage: Eukaryota; Fungi; Ascomycota; Sordariomycetes; Sordariales; Lasiosphaeriaceae
Product: RanGTP-binding protein-domain-containing protein
Exons: 3
Coding region: 1-1905 (634 amino acids)
Cellular component (GO): nucleus; cytoplasm
Molecular function (GO): GTPase regulator activity
Source: RefSeq, a predicted model, not a curated record
AUGGACGCACUUUUGGCCAGCCUUGGUGCCCACGUGUAUAGCUAUGCCAUAAAAUCGGGCAUUGCGCUGACAUCAAGCUACGCCCUCCAACAGUGCUCGCGCCUUCUACAGAAUGUCAACGACAAGUCGCUCCGCAAAGAGCUCAAGUCAUUGCAGAAGCUACUAGACAGCAAGAUCAGGAUCCUCUCUCCCGCAAUCGACUUGAUCGAGUUCAAGUCUGGGCGUGGGAACGUCUUUCUCGAGUCGGCCGUCCCUCUCGCCAAGUCUCUUCAUCGGGAAAUCGUCCGCCUCGGGAAACGUCUCGACGAUGCCGCCAGCGUCGAGGAAGGCUUUCGCCGAACUAGGCGCAAGGCCAGCAUGCCAGAGGCCCAAUAUGCCGAGCUCAUGUCGAUAGUCCGAGACAUUAGAAAGCUGCUUGAGCGGAUCGACAGAGAUAUCCCUCUGAUCCAGCUUGCCAUCACUGCUUCAGGCGAGAAGAUGUCCACGUCUUUGACCCCUGGUAUCUCUCCAUCACGGAUGAUGCAGGCGAGCGCCUUUCUCUUUUCCGGGGAUGCGCAGUUUUCGAGCGACCCGACUCGGCCCGUGCAGAUUGGUCCAUCCUUUACGCUGUCCCUCUACAUGCUUUUUCUCGGCCAUUCUCAGGACGCGCCUCGAAAAGAGAACGAGCAGGGCGGUUCUUCACUGACGUACCCAAGCCACUCUAAUGGCCUCGUCCACCAAAACCAGCCCUACGGGCUUGGAGAAGGCGAGAGAAAGCCCAUAUGGCAGGAAGUGAUGCACAAAGCCCGGGUGCGGCUUUGCCGUACUCCUGUAGACUGGGCGUUUGACACUGUGCAGGGGUAUUCCCCCAAAGACUCACCUGGCCAGGAAAUCAGUGGGAGCACUCCAGCGGUAUCGUCUACGGAAUUCCCAGGGCAUACUGGUGAAUACUCGUACCAUUUGGAGAUUAUUGAGGACCUGGAUGAUGGCCGUGUCCACGACGAGGGGUACGGCCCAGCGCCAUUUGACGGUAUGCCAAAGGCUGGCAUACGUGAUUCUCUCCCAAUCUACCAAAUCUCCAAGAUAUUCUACACCGACACCGGAAGGAUUCUCAACAUUGGGAAUUCCGAUGACGGAGACAACAAUCCAGUCUUGCUUAUAAAGAGAGAUGUCAAGGCUCGCACACCAGUGAGAGCACGGCAAGAAUGGUUUGAUGGCUUGAGUGAGCCAGAAGACGGGGAUUCCGGAACGGAAGAUGAGUCGUCUCAGUCUGAUGACCAAGCGGAAAUCGACCGGCAGCUGCGAGAGGAGAGUGAGCUUUCUGCACGAUCCGUGGACGAACAGCAAAUGCCACAGACACAGCGCUUGCCUCCCCAUCUGGAUCCGGAGUGGCUGGCUCUCGAGGUCUUCGUUGAAGACGACGAUAGCUCCUCUGACAAUACGGUGGACGAGAAUGAAGAAGAUGACGAUGGUGUUGAAAACGAGAGCGGGGACCCAACUCUAGACAAGUCCUUGUCGCUAGCGGAACGACCUACAGGGCCGCGACCGAAGUCAUCCAUUGACUCCAAUCUUCUUGCCCGGAUCAGGAACGUCUCUUUACGGCCUACAACACCCCCUCAGGAGAUUUCUCGACUCGAGUCCAACAAUCUUGCGACAUUGCAAACUGAAUUCUCCGAGUCUUACGUAUCCAAGUCCCCGUUCGGCGGCAUCAUCACGUCAUUGUCUCUACUGGAGAUGAUGAUCCGGCUCACGAGUCUCCAGGAAUUCCAACAGACAUCUCAUCUAUCGAUUCCGGAUCACAUCCUCACCUUCUUCUUAGAGGAAACGUCGACGACGGGCUUGAGGGGUGAGGCGCGUUUGGAGGUGCGGAAGGAGGCUAGGCGGCGGGUGGGAUUUGAUCCUUAUACAGACACCCCGAAGAAAUAG